Messenger RNA from Schistocerca gregaria, 2054 nucleotides. Its product is annotated as protein sprouty-like. Gene Ontology annotation, cellular component: membrane; cytosol. Lineage: Eukaryota; Metazoa; Arthropoda; Insecta; Orthoptera; Acrididae. The record is from RefSeq and is a predicted model, not a curated record. The coding region runs from base 907 to 1965 and encodes 352 amino acids. The transcript has 3 exons. Gene Ontology annotation, biological process: multicellular organism development; negative regulation of MAP kinase activity; animal organ development.
CACGCAGCUACGGCUAAGCACGACUGCCCACGGCCGGCCGGCCGCUACCGUCUCCGCCCGUAACAGCGUGUGCAUUCCAGCGGCGUGAAGCGCGCCCCAGCUCCGUCUCUCGUCUUCGCGGGACGUUUUUCCGCCCGGCUGCUGCGCCACGGGACUGGACGGCACUGGCGCUCCCCCCUCCCCCCUUCCUCCUCCUCCUCCUCCUCCUCUUCCAGCCCGCUCCUCUCUACCCGUGCAUGCGUGUGUGUGUCCGUGCGUGUGCGUGCGUGGGUCUGUGUUUGUGUGUGUGUGUGUGUGUGUGUGUGUGUGUGUCGUCUGUUGCCGAGUGCGCGCGAGUCAUGGCGGCGCCGCAGCUCAGCUGCUGAACGAGUGCGUGGCGUGACAUCGAGUGCGAGUGUAAACUGAAAAAAAUUAAAUAAAACAAAAUAAAGAAAAGACGGACCAGCGCUGUAGCUGUCACGUCGCUCACCGGACGACUCCUUUGCGGUUCCUGGCUGUAAAUUACUUUUGGUGCACAGUGUCACUCGUCUGUGGGAUCUUUUCCUUGGGGUUCGCGAGGGAGAGGAUGUUCUCCUUUCACGGUGCACGGCGACUGCGUACGUGGAGAUAUAAUUGACGGAAUGGUCAGGAAGGAGAGUCGAGUGUGCGAACAUGCUGUCCGGCGACGAUAACUUGUGUGUUCCGUGCCUGCAGUGAGAGAGGGGAUCUGCCAAGUGUGUGUGUGUGCGGCUGCCUUGCCAGUGCUCGACGGCCACGGAACGCCUAUUCUUCAAGGUCUGUGAAUGGAUGUAACUGUGCUCUCCAUCCAAACUUGCUUAAGCAGUACAAACGUGUUGACGCGGCUGGCGCCCGGCCGUAGUAUGUUCUGAAGGCGAGCGCACGUCGAGUUAGACGGUGGGAUCCCCGAUGGCCCAGCAUGGCAGCUCGCCCCCAGAGCUGCAGCGACCGCCGGCCGCGCCCGCGCUCGCGCUGGUGCACCGCCCUCGCGUGCCCCGGCCGCCGCCGACGACGCCGGCGGCGACGGCGGCGGCGCCGGCGACGACGGGGGCGGUGGUGGCGGGAGACGUCGUAACGCUGACGACGCCGCGGCCCGACACCGAGCGCGUCACCAACGAGUACGUGGAGACGCCGUUCCGGCCCGCGACGGCGGCGGCACCGUUGCCCGCCGCCGGCAAGCUGGCCGCCGCCCCCAAGCAGCGGCACCACCCGCUGUCCCUGCAGCUGCCGCCGGCCCGCGACUCGGCCCGCGACCACCAGGCGCUGCACCUGCCCGUCGUCGUGGCGCCGGGCAAGAGGCCGCAGCUGCCGCCCGCGCCGCACCACCACGCGCACCUCCUCCACCACCACCACCACCACCACCACCACCACGCGCACACGUUCGAGAAGGAGGGCCGCGGGUACCCGGGGCCGGCGGCGGCGCUGUCGGGCGGCGGCGCGGGCAGCCCGGCGUCGGGCUCCGCGUCGGGCUCGUCGUCGCCGGGCGGGCGCGGGUCGGACGGGCGCGUGGUGGCGGCGCCGGGCAGCCUGGGCCCGGCGGGCGGCGUGCCCGACUGCUUCCGCGGCUCCAUCAUCUGCCCCGAGUGCGGCCGCUGCCGCUGCGAGUCUUGCCGCAAGCCGCGCCCGCUGCCGUCGCGCUGGCUCUGCGACAACUCGUGCUACUGCUCGGCCGAGACGGCGCUCGACUACGCGACGUGCCUGUGCUGCGUCAAGGGGCUGUUCUACCACUGCUGCCGCGACCACGACCUGGAGGGCGCGGACGAGCCGUGCGCGUGCGGGCCGCCGCGCUGCGCGGCGCGCUGGGGCUGCCUGUGCGCGCUGUCGCUGGCGCUGCCCUGCCUCUGGUGGUACUGGCCGCUGCGCGCCUGCCUGCGCCUCUGCGAGGCCUGCUACCGCCGCCACAGCGCCGCCGGCUGCCGCUGCCGGCCCGCCAGCUCGCUGCUGCUCGCCGCCUCCCCGGACUUCUGACCUAUUUAUUUUUGUACCACUUACGCUCUAGUGUCGGCCGUAUCAGGGAUUAUACAUAUAUAUAUAAAUAUAAAUACAUACUCCUUUCC